Molecule: messenger RNA, 879 nt
Organism: Anthonomus grandis grandis
Lineage: Eukaryota; Metazoa; Arthropoda; Insecta; Coleoptera; Curculionidae
Product: protein atonal-like
Exons: 4
Coding region: 185-784 (199 amino acids)
Molecular function (GO): protein dimerization activity
Source: RefSeq, a predicted model, not a curated record
AAGAAUCAAUCAAAGAUCUAUCAGAAUUACGACACACUUAAAAUAAAUAAUAAUGGAGGAAGUGCUCAAUUAAUGCCCGAAUGUAUCAAGUAACUUCAGAAGCAUCUCCAAGAAUAAAAUAUCCGCACCAUGUACAUCUACAGAUUAAGUUCUUAUAAAAAGCGUCUCAGCAUUUUCACCAAAAAUGGACAUAAUCAAAUCCAUGUAUCAUCCUCACCCAGAAGCCUGCCCUGACCUAUCAGACUACUACUAUCACCAAACUGAUCCAUAUUUAUCACCAAUAUAUCCUAGACCUUUGGUACAUCAUCAACCUGGAUUCAUAAAAGUAGAAGAUGCUAUCAAUAUGGCUCCAGAGCUCUCCAGAAGAAGUCCUGAUGAUAUUUAUGAUAAUAGCACUUAUGACUCUUUAUUAUCUGGAUCAUCUUUGGUAUCUGAAGAAAGAGUUAGUUAUGGUAAUUUUAACUUUUUUACACUAAAAAAGGGUAGUUUUAAUAAUAACUUACCAGAAACUCUUCCAAAAGACGAGUUUUCCAAGCAGAGUAGAAAGAAGAGGAGAAGAGCGGUACGAGAUCGACCAGCUUCUCCCACUGUGAUGAAAAGCAGAAGAUUGGCCGCAAAUGCUAGAGAAAGACGACGAAUGAAUGGCUUGAACGAAGCUUUUGACAGACUGCGUCAAGUAAUUCCCAACUUGGACACCGAACAAAAGCUCAGCAAAUAUGAAACCCUCCAGAUGGCACAAUCAUACAUCUCUGCCCUUAAGGAGCUCUUAACCAUGGAAAGGUAACAUGGUUAUCAAGACUUUAAGACUCAAAAUUGUGAUUUUUCUAUAUAUUUUAUAUCAAGGAAUAUCCUAGAACAAAUAUGUGUGCAUCUAGUUAU